AUGAAGACGCCCGUGAUGUCGCUCCUCGCCCUCGCCUCGACCGUGGCCGCGACGCAAGUGAGCGUCUGCCGUGACGCCACGUAUGACAUUGCCGGCGCGAUCUGCGCGGGCGCCGGGCCGGCGCCGACCGGCAUUGCGUGCCCGUUGAAGGGCACAGCGGCCAAGAAGGACUGCCACCCGUACCUGCCCUCGUACGACGCGGCGACGCAGACCUGCAUUGCCAAGGAGGACGCCAAGUGCGUGAAGCUCGCGAGCGGGGCCUGGGGCUGCGCGUUCCCGUCCAUGCCGUGCGGCCCAUCGACGCCGCAGUGCGACACGAUCUCGGUGCCGACGACGUGCGCGUCGUGGGACUAUAGCGAGGCCGAGACGCCGAGCGAAAUCAACUUUGACAUUUCGGGCGCGCCAGCGUCGUGGUUUGUCGCAACGGGCCCGCUGCCCGACUACCAGGUUGGCUGCCUCGAUGGGUCGCCCGUGCAGCCGUUGAACCCGCCGACACCGAAGCCGUCGAUCCCCACGCCGGCUCCGUCGGUGCCCACGCCGGCUCCGUCGGUGCCCACGCCGGCUCCCAUCGGUGCCCACGCCGGCUCCCACACCCAUGCCGACCCCCGAAGCGAGUACGCCGUGCCCUGCUACAACGACUCCGGCCCCGACGACCCAAACUCCUUGCCCAACCUCGGUGACGCCCAGUUCGAGCACUCCGAGCCCAACGCCCGCUGGUAG
This is a messenger RNA of Saprolegnia parasitica CBS 223.65, 720 nucleotides long. RefSeq lists its product as hypothetical. The record is from RefSeq and is a predicted model, not a curated record. The coding region runs from base 1 to 720 and encodes 239 amino acids. The transcript is spliced from 2 exons. NCBI's taxonomy places the organism in Eukaryota, Oomycota, Saprolegniomycetes, Saprolegniales, Saprolegniaceae.